Molecule: messenger RNA, 1528 nt
Organism: Nematostella vectensis (starlet sea anemone)
Lineage: Eukaryota; Metazoa; Cnidaria; Anthozoa; Actiniaria; Edwardsiidae
Product: U3 small nucleolar ribonucleoprotein protein IMP4
Exons: 9
Coding region: 133-1002 (289 amino acids)
Biological process (GO): rRNA processing
Cellular component (GO): Mpp10 complex; small-subunit processome; nucleolus
Molecular function (GO): rRNA primary transcript binding; snoRNA binding
Source: RefSeq, a predicted model, not a curated record
AACUGGGAAAAUCAAUCAUUUCAUGAUCGCACUUUUGCAGGAGGUCUUAUUGUGGGCUCCCUGUGGAAGACAAUCGGCUUUCGCCUUAGCCUUACCCCAGUCCUUCAUCUAGAAUCUAUAUUCCCGUCCAAGAUGCUUCGAAGGCAAGCCAGGUUAAGGAGGGAAUAUUUGUACCGAAAAUCACUAGAAGAGCAAGAACGAACGAUUUAUGAGAAGAAAAAGAAAUUGAAGCUUUCUCUUUCUGAGGGAAAGGCAAUUCCUACAGAACUGCGCAAAGAUGAAGCUGAAUUAAGAGAAGCAAUUGAAUUCGAUGACGAGAAACACGAAAAGGUUGGAAGCCAUAUUGAUGAUGAAUAUGCCUGGGCCGGUGUUGAGGAUCCAAAAAUCAUGAUCACAACUUCACACAAUCCAAGCUCAAGACUGAAACAGUUUGCAAAGGAAAUGAGACUUGUGUUCCCAAACAGCCAGAGGUUGAACCGUGGAAAUUAUGUCAUGAAGCAACUUGUAGAUGCAUGUAAAGCUAAUGAUGUGACAGAUCUUAUUAUUGUUCAUGAACACAGAGGAGAGCCAGAUGGCCUAGUGGUCUGUCACUUACCGUUUGGUCCCACGGCAUACUUCACUCUCUCUAGUACGGUCAUGCGGCAUGACAUUCCCAAGAUUGGUACAAUGUCAGAGGCCUACCCCCAUCUUAUAUUUCACAACUUCAAGAGCAAACUAGGAGACAGAGUCAGGAAUAUCCUCAAAUAUCUCUUCCCUGUACCCAAGGAAGAUACUCGUCGAGUGGUAACUUUUGCAAACCAGAGCGACUAUAUCUCAUUCAGGCAUCACACAUAUAAGAAAGUUGAUGGACAAAUAGAACUUUCAGAAGUGGGCCCUAGAUUUGAAAUGAAAGUUUAUGAGAUUAAACUUGGGACUGUAGAUCAAAUCGAGGCAGAAACAGAGUGGCGACUAAAACCUUAUAUGAACACUUCUAAAAAGAGAAAGGCUCUCAGCCAAGAGUAGUUCUAGUGAAAGGACUAAGAUUAGAUUGUAGAAUGGAGAACCAGGGCAAUAGGAUUUUAAAAUUUUGUUUAUCCAGAUAAGCAUUUUCUAUUGAACCUGCUUGCAAUCAAAGGUAAUCCUUUACUGCUGUAAUUAUUUCCUCACUCAAAUUCACACCACAAUUGAUUCAUGAAAAUUAAAAUCUUUACAGUAUUUUGUGUGAGCCAAUAGUCUCCCGGGCAGCAGUUUUUUGUGUCGGUCUUGCAAUGUUGCAUGUAAACCAACUACAGUACAAGAAAAAUGAUAAAACUUGGCCAUACCAAAAGGGAAACUUCUCCCAAUGCAAUAAGGUCAUUUUUGGCUUGUAAAUUUUUUCCUUUGCCUUUUUUAGGGGGAGGGGUGGGGUGUAAAAAAUUCUGUGCCUUUUUCAACUCCCCUUAUCAUACUGAGUAACUCAACCCUGGAUCUUCCCCCCUGGUAACAAGAUACUAGAAACACUUGACAGGAUAGGCAACUAUUUGGUCAAAAUAAACAUGAUUUAAAGUGA